Ilex paraguariensis (yerba mate) is the source of this 5185-nucleotide messenger RNA. The record is from the annotation of a GenBank genome assembly. NCBI's taxonomy places the organism in Eukaryota, Viridiplantae, Streptophyta, Magnoliopsida, Aquifoliales, Aquifoliaceae.
AUGAAGAAAGCAGGGAAAAGCCCCAAACCCAUCGUGAAGUCCGGCGAUGCUCGAAAGGAUAGGAAAUCGGGGACCGGAAUGAACGGAUCGCCGAAGAAGGGAGGUAACGGCGGCAAGUUCACUUGGUCCGGCGAUGGUUUCUCCCAUGCUGAGCUCGGGUUCGGCAAAGAAACUGUCGAUUCAAACGAUCCCAACUACGAAGACUCAGAAGAUAUUAUUGCGAGAACGACACAAGCCUCGGCGACGGAGUACUACCUCCAUGACCUACCUUCAUCGUACAACUUGGUACUCAAAGAGGUCCUAGGUCGAGGACGAUUCUUGAAAUCGAUACAGUGCAAGCACGACGAAGGGCUUGUUCUCGUCAAGGUAUAUUUUAAAAGGGGCGACUCUAUCGAUCUUCGCGAGUACGAGCGACGGCUUGCCCAAAUCCGCGAAAUAUUCAGUGCGCUCGAUCACCCUCACGUCUGGCCCUUCCAGUUUUGGCUAGAAACAGAUAAAGCUGCUUAUUUAUUGAGGCAGCACUUCUUCAAUAAUCUCCAUGAUCGAUUGAGUACUCGACCUUUCCUGAGCCUUGUUGAGAAGAAAUGGUUAGCUUUUCAGUUGCUCUAUGCAGUGAAGCAGAGCCAUGAGAAUGGAGUAUGCCAUGGUGAUAUUAAGUGUGAGAAUGUGCUGGUUACUUCUUGGAACUGGCUUUAUCUUGCUGAUUUUGCGUCUUUCAAACCCACUUAUAUUCCACAUGAUGAUCCCUCUGAUUUCUCAUUUUUCUUUGACACCGGAGGAAGAAGGCGAUGUUAUCUUGCACCUGAGAGAUUUUUCGAGCAUGGAGGAGAGUUGCAAGCUGCACAAGAUGCACCUCUAAAGCCAUCUAUGGAUAUCUUUGCCAUAGGAUGUGUGAUUGCGGAGCUUUUCCUCGAAGGUCAGCCGCUGUUUGAACUGUCUCAACUACUUGCUUAUCGCCGAGGGCAAUAUGAUCCUAGCCAGCAUCUAGAAAAGAUCCCAGAUACAGGAAUUCGUAAGAUGAUUCUUCAUAUGAUUCAGUUAGAUCCGGAGUCACGUUGUUCUGCUGAAAGCUACCUGCAAACUUAUGCAGGUGUUGUGUUUCCCAGCUACUUCUCACCGUUUCUGCAUAAUUUCUAUUCAUUGUUGAAUCCGCUUAAUGCUGAUGCCAGGGUUCUAAUAUGCCAGACAUUUUUCCAUGAGAUAGUUAAACAAAUGUUGAGCAAUGGGGUCUCUGAGGAGAAUGCUUAUGGACUGCACAGUCCUUCAAGUGUCACAGGUCAAAUAUUACCACGGAUGGAGGCAAAGCAAAAUUUGAAUCACGCAAAGGAUUCCUUGAGAAAAAGAGAAGAGAUGGAGAAAGGCUCCAUCCAUGAUCGGUUUGAUCUUCUAGGCGAUAUAAGUACCCUACUCAGGGAUGUAAAACAAAGUAAUCGCCAUACUGAUGUGAAGCCGAUGCUGGAGGAUGUAGCCAAUUCUGUAUAUUCCCACAAUCGAAAACAGAGUGGCAUGCAUUCUCCUGCUGAGCUACUUCAAACUAUCUCCAAUGUAUUUAAGAGAAAUGAUCAUCCCUUUCUGAAAAAGAUUACAGCCUAUGAUUUGGACUCGUUGAUGUCUGAUUAUGAUCAUCAAUCAGACACUUUUGGAAUGCCUUUUUUACCAUUACCUCAGGAUACUGUGAGCUGUGAAGGUAUGGUUCUGAUUGCCUCACUGCUGUGUUCCUGCAUACGCAAUGUCAAGUUGCCUUUUAUGAGGAGAGGGGCUGUACUUCUUUUGAAGUCUUGUUCCUUAUAUAUUGAUGAUGAAGAUCGAUUGCAGCGUGUGCUUCCUUAUGUUAUUGCGAUGCUUUCAGAUCCAGCAGCAAUUGUGCGUUGUGCUGCCUUAGAGACUUUGUGUGACAUUCUACCUUUAGUCAGAGAUUUUCCUCCCAGUGAUGCUAAAAUUUUUCCAGAGUACAUUCUUCCAAUGCUCUCCAUGCUUCGUGAUGAUCCUGAAGAAAGUGUGAGGAUUUGUUAUGCCAGCAAUAUAUCUAAGCUGGCACUAACUGCUUAUGGCUUUCUAGUUCAUUCAAUAAGCUUGAGUGAGGCAGGGGUUCUCAAUGAAUUAAGCCUGCCCCAGAAGUCAGUGGCCCCAUCCACAGAUAAAUUGGGACGACCACAGAAUCCAAACAGUGAUGCACAACUUGCACAAUUGAGGAAGUCUAUAGCUGAGGUCAUUCAAGAACUUGUAAUGGGCCCAAAGCAAACUCCAAACAUCAGGAGAGCACUCUUACAGGAUAUUGGCAACCUAUGCUGGUUCUUCGGUCAGAGGCAAAGUAAUGAAUNAAACAUCAGGAGAGCACUCUUACAGGAUAUUGGCAACCUAUGCUGGUUCUUCGGUCGGAGGCAAUGUAAUGACUUUGUGCUACCCAUCCUCCCUGCUUUUCUAAAUGAUCGAGAUGAGCAGCUCAGAGCAGUAUUCUAUGGGCAAAUAGUUUACGUCUGCUUCUUUGUGGGUCAACGAAGUGUGGAGGAAUAUCUUUUACCUUACAUAGAGCAAGCUUUAAGUGACGGAACUGAGGCUGUCAUUGUUAAUGCAUUAGAUUGCUUGGCCAUUCUCUGCAGAAGUGGUUUUUUGCGGAAGAGAAUAUUGCUUCAAAUGAUAGAGCGUGCUUUCCCAUUGUUAUGUUAUCCUAGUCAAUGGGUAAGGAGGUCAGCUGUCACCUUCAUUGCAGCUAGUAGUGAAAGCUUAGGUGCGGUGGAUUCCUAUGUUUUUCUUGCCCCGGUUAUCCGUCCUUUCCUUCGCAGACAACCAGCAUCUCUAGCUUCAGAGAAGGCUCUUUUUUCAUGUCUAAGGUCUCCAGUCUCACGGCAGGGACUUUACCAAGUCUUAGAAAAUGCCAGAAGUUCAGACAUGUUGGAGAGACAAAGAAAGAUAUGGUACAAUUCAGGACAGUCUAAGCAAUUGGAACCUGCAGACAUAUACCAAAAAGGAGCCAGGGAGUUGGACCCAAUGAAGUACUGGACUGACAGGCAGCAUGAUGUUCAGGGUCAGAAAUCUAUUGGUAGUGCAAUGCUACCACCGGAUCUACCUGAAAGUGGCAAUAGUGAGGCUAAGUUAAGAGCUAUGGGAAGCUUGAUCUGCAAUGCUUCUAACACAGUUGACAGCCGUGAUCCCUUUUACUCAGAGAAGUUACAGUUCUCUGGCCUUAUGCCCCCACAAGUUUCUGGUGCCAAUAGCUUCAUUGAUAGAUCAUCAGAAAACAUACCAUUGUACUACUUCAAAUAUGAUAACAAACGAGCAGCAGGCAAUGCUCCAGCAGCCUCUGAUUCUUCAUUGCCACCGAACCCUUUAGGUUUUGGUUCAUCAUCCAUGCCUUGGAUGGACCCAGCAAAUAAAUCGUUUAACUUGGCUAGUUCUGUUCCAGCGCCGAAGCUCGUCUCAGGGUCAAUCAGCAUUGGUAAUGGCUCCACACCAUUUCACAGAGUGGUACAUGAAGUAGAAGACAAGGAAACCGAUCAGAUGGCCUAUAUUGACUCCAAGUUUCAAGACAUGGGAGUGUCCAGCACAAUGAAAGGGUGUUCCAUCACUUCAGAAGACACCUCACCUUCACCCGAGGUCAUGGGAUUGCCAUCUUCCACACGAACACCCACCAUUCCGGAUUCAGGGUGGAGGCCUCGUGGGGUGUUGGUUGCACACCUCCAGGAGCAUAGUUCUGCUGUUAACGACAUUGCCAUUUCAACAGACCACAGUUUUUUUGUGAGUGCAUCUGAUGACUCCACUGUUAAGGUUUGGGAUUCCAGGAAGUUGGAGAAGGACAUCUCAUUUAGAUCAAGGCUAACUUACUCCCUGGAAGGAAGCCGGGCACUGUGCAUUUCAAUGCUGCAGGGGUCUGCUCAAGUUGUCGUUGGAGCUUGUGAUGGCAUGAUACAUAUGUUCUCUGUUGAUUACAUUUCUAGAGGACUUGGCAAUGUAGUUGAGAAGUAUUCAGGCAUCGCUGAUGUCAAAAAGAGAGGUGUUGGAGAAGGUGCGAUACUUAGCCUUCUAAACUACUCUGGUGAUAGUGUUCCACGUCAAAUGAUUCUGUACAGCACCCAAAAUUGUGGGAUCCAUCUCUGGGAUACGAGAACAAAUUCAAAUGCUUGGAAUUCUAAAGUGUUUCCUGAAGAGGGUUACAUUUCUUCUAUGGUAACAGGCCCUUGUGGUAAUUGGUUUGUGUCUGGCUCGUCAAGGGGUGUGCUUACUCUUUGGGAUCUGAGGUUCGGUAUACCUGUCAACUCAUGGCAGUAUUCCCUGGCAUGCCCUAUUGAGAAAAUGUGUCUUUUUGUUCCUCCUCCAAAUACAUCCUUAUCCACUUCAGCAAGGCCUCUUGUUUAUGUUGCCGCAGGUUGUAAUGAAGUGUCUCUUUGGAGUGCAGAAAAUGGGAGUUGCCACCAGAUACUGCGGGUCCCAAAUAAUGACAGUGAUGCUGAAAACUCUGAAUUGCCUUGGGCCUUGUCCAGACCAUCCAAUAAGGCAAAUUCAAAAUCAGAUUUAAGACGAAAUGUCAAUCCAAAGUACCGAGUUGAUGAGCUGAAUGAACCCCCUCCCCAUAUUCCUGGCAUCCGUUCAUUGCUUCCAUUACCUGGGGGCGAUUUGUUGACAGGGAGUACUGACUUGAAGAUACGUCGCUGGGAUCAUUGCAGUCCAGAUCGAAGUUAUUGUGUUUGUGGGCCAUCUUUCAAGGGAGUUGGAAAUGAUGAUUUUUAUGAAACAAAAUCUAGUUUUGGUGUCCAGGUUGUGCAGGAGGCAAAGAGGCGACCUUUGGCGACCAGGUUCACUUCAAAAGCAGUUCUUGCAGCCGCUGCAACUGAUUCUGCAGGUUGUCACCGUGACUCUAUCCUCUCUUUGGCUUCUGUCAAAUUGAACCAGAGACUUCUGAUAUCGAGCAGUAGAGAUGGGGCCAUCAAGGUUUGGAAGUAAAGGACCUAAUUAUACGUGGUAGUUUAUUGUAUAUAUAGUGCAAAUGCUAGGUCAACCUGUACAUUAUGCAGUGGGACUAGAUGGUUAGAUUCUGUUAAGGUCAUGAAGUCUAUGUUCCUGUUAUUAAAAAAAAAGGAAUAGAAAUCCAUGUUUCUAACCAUGUUCUCAAUGUUUAAUCCAUUUCCUUGCAUGAUUUAUACAGCAUGCAAGCUUUUUGUGAUGGAUAGGUAAUUCAUUUAGUUUGAAU